Messenger RNA from Iphiclides podalirius (scarce swallowtail), 1926 nucleotides. The record is from the annotation of a GenBank genome assembly. NCBI's taxonomy places the organism in Eukaryota, Metazoa, Arthropoda, Insecta, Lepidoptera, Papilionidae.
AUGUCUCCUGCUCAGAAUGGAUGUCGUGGCGGUGGUCGUGGAACCAAGGAACCGCUUCUCAUCGACGCGAUCAUUGGCAAAAUGGUUAAACGCAACCGUCGGAACUUCUCUGCCGCCUGGAUAGACUACAAAAAGGCAUUCGACUCUGUGCCCCAUACAUGGCUAAAGAGGGUCCUCGAACUGUACAAAGUAGACUGUACAGUAAGAGACUUCCUCGGGCACUGUAUGGGGCAAUGGAGUACGAUCCUUUGUCAUCUAGGCGAGCGGAUGACGGCUGCGGAAUACCGGAUAAGGAUACGACGGGGUAUUUUCCACGGCGACUGUUUGAGUCCAAUAUGGUUUUGCCUCUCCCUGAAUCCUCUCAGCGUGUUACUGGGGGGCUCGGGGGGAGGAUUUCAGCUUCGGAGAGGAGGGACAAAAGUGACCCACCUUUUCUACAUGGAUGACCUCAAAUUAUUCGCCUCCAAUCGCUCCCAUUUGAUGGAAUUGCUUAAAGUCACUUGUGAUUUCAGCAAUUCUAUCAAAAUGGAGCUCGGGACGGAUAAGUGUGCGGUCCUUCAUGUCGAAAGGGGUAAGGUUACUAAUACGGAGGGCAUAGACUUAUCUAUGUCCGUUAACAUAAGGACCCUCUCUGAGGCUGAAACAUACCGAUACCUGGGUAUGUCACAAAACAUGUGUAUCGAUGAGGCUGGCAUGAAACAGUCAGUUCGUGACGUGUUUUUUGCACGCCUGACAAAGGUGUUUAAUAGCCAUUUGUCAGGCGGGAACAAGGCACGUGCUUUUAACGGCUGGGUCAUGCCAGUCCUCAUGUAUACCUUUGGCAUACUCAGGUGGACUCAAACUGAGCUCAACGCCCUGGACCGAAAAGUCCGCACAACUAUGACGUCCCACAGAAUGCAUCAUCCGAGAUCGUCAGUGAUGAGGCUGUACCUGCCGCGGAAGCAUGGCGGGAGAGGCUUUUUAAGCGCCCUCACCAUGCACAAUCGCGAGGUGUGCAGCCUCCGUAACUACUUUCUGGCGAGAUCGGAUGAGUCAAUCUACACGGACGUCAUUAGUUGUGAUAAAGGACAUACCCCUCUAUCCUUAGCCAACGAGCAAUGGCAGGACCCGGGAGUACUGUGCGUUUCCGACCGAGAGGCUGUAUGGAAGGAGAAAGAGCUCCACGGGAGGUUCUACAAGGCUCUACACGAGCCUUUCGUAGAUACUGUUGCCUCCCUGAACUGGCUACGUUUCGGUGACCUCUUUGGGGAAACCGAAGGUUUUGUCUGUGCGAUACAGGAUCAGGUUAUUAAGACGAACAACUAUAGGAGAUACAUCCUAAAGGAUGGCACCGUCGACAUCUGUCGAGCUUGUCGCCAUCCCGGGGGGGAGUCGCUUCGGCAUGUUAUUUCCGGUUGUUCCAUGCUUUCUAACUCUGAGUAUCUGCAUAGACACAACCUAGUAGCCAGAAUCUUACACCAGGAGCUCGCUCUGAAAUACGGCCUCGUGGUUCGAAAACUGCCGUACUACAAGUACUAUCCGGAAGCCGUGCUCGAAAAUGACCGCGCCAGGCUCUAUUGGGACCGGCCCAUCAUCACGGACAGGACGAUUGUUGCGAACAAACCUGAUAUCGUGGUGAUGGACCGGGCACAGUCGCGGGUAUUUUUGGUCGACAUUACCAUUCCAUAUGACGAAAACCUCGUGAAAGCCGAAACAGAUAAGAAGACAAAGUAUCUGGACCUGGCUCACGAGGUGACCGACAUGUGGGGUGGUGUGCCGACUGAAAUUAUCCCGAUAGUCGUUUCUGCCAAUGGGUUAAUCCCAGUCAGCCUCUCUAAACAUCUGAGGCGACUGGGACUCCGGGACGGAUCGCUCCAAGCUCAAAUGCAGAAGGCGGUGCUCCUCGAUACCGCCCGCAUCGUCCGCCGGUUUCUCUCCCUUUCGCCC